This is a messenger RNA of Hippocampus comes (tiger tail seahorse), 8516 nucleotides long. Its product is annotated as neural cell adhesion molecule L1.1-like. Bases 298 to 4173 code for a protein of 1291 amino acids. Gene Ontology annotation, cellular component: axon; plasma membrane. Lineage: Eukaryota; Metazoa; Chordata; Actinopteri; Syngnathiformes; Syngnathidae. The record is from RefSeq and is a predicted model, not a curated record. Gene Ontology annotation, biological process: brain development; cell-cell adhesion; axon guidance. The transcript has 29 exons. Gene Ontology annotation, molecular function: cell-cell adhesion mediator activity.
GGAGGAGGAAGGAGGAGGAAGGAGUAGACGCAGCACUCAGACGGGCGUGUUUUAUGAGCCGCUGCAGCAUCUAGCACGGAGGAAGCAGAAGAAAGACUUCAGCAAACGACUGGAGAGUACCAGAAAGCGAGACCGCCAAAGCACCACCUUAAGUCUCGCCGUGACGCCAUUGCCUCGACAGGAGGGUUCCAGGCGAAAGAGUGUGUGUGUGUGCAUGUGUGUGUGUGUGUGUGUGUGUGUGUGUGUGUGUGUGCGUGUGCCUUGAUGAAUGUGUGCGCGUCAAUGGGACAUUGAGACAUGAGUGUGCCAAUGGCCCUCCCCGUGCCCAUCUUCCCGUUCGUCCUCUUCCCUUUGACCUUCCUCUCGCCAUCCACACUUCCGCUGGCUCAGGGAGCCCUCAUCAUCCCACAAGGCUACAAAGCAAACAACCUUUCGCAGCCACCUGUGCUCACGCAGCCUUUCGAGGUGAUGACAUCAUACACGGCCUUUUAUCGUGAUGACAUCAUUCUGCCGUGCGAGGCUUCCGGCAACCCGCCGCCCACUUUCCGUUGGGUGAAAGAUGGCCGAACAUUCGGGUCGGAGAGGACGGGAAGUGGAACGCUAGAGGUCAGCGAAGAUGAAGCUCUGGAAUUGUACCAGGGAACAUUCCGAUGUUAUGCCUCCAACACGCUAGGGACUGCCAUGACGCACAAAGUGCACAUCAAUGUAGAGGCCCAGCCAGUUCUGCUGAAGCAGCAGAAGCUCCGCCGCGAAGCUUAUGUGGGUGAGAGCAUGGUGUUGACCUGCAACCCCCCGCCGAGCUCCGCCCCUCCGCAAAUCCACUGGAUGGAUAAGAAGCUGGUGCACAUCAGGCAGAGUGACAGAGUGAUGGUCGGCCUCAACGGCAACUUGUACUUUGCUAAUCUGCUCAAGAGCGACAGCCGAGAGGAUUACUUCUGCAACUCCCACUACAUUGAAGCCAGAACCAUCUUGCCUGAUACCGCCAUUGCUCUCACUGUGCUGCCGAGUAACGACGUGGCUCAUGGCAAGCCGGCUCAAAUCUUCCACCCAAGCAGUUCCCACUCGUCGGUGCUAGCACUCCGCGGCCAAAGUCUGACCUUAGAAUGCAUUCCCAAAGGCCUUCCGACUCCAAAGGUGGAGUGGAAGAAGAAGGACGGCAAACUGGAUGAGACUGGCGGGCAUCCGGAAAACCACAACCGCUGGCUUUACUUUGACAGUGUCGACCAGCGCGACGAUGGCGAGUACGAGUGCAGAGCGUCCAACGUGCAUGGGUCUAGUGUGCACUCCUUCACUGUCACUGUUGAAGCGGCUCCCUACUGGGUGAAGGAGCUCCAGAACCUUCGUUACGCUCCAGGUGAAACCGUGCGACUGGACUGUCUCGCUGAAGGCAUCCCGACGCCCAAUAUAACCUGGAGUAUUAACGGUCAACCGCUGUCAGCGGUGGAUGAGGACACUCGCCGCAGGGUGUCGGGCGGCGUGUUGAGGCUCACGGACGUCCUGCUGAGUGACACGGCGGUGUAUCAGUGCGAGGCCACCAAUGACCACGGCUCCAUCCUGCUCAACGCCUACCUCCAUGUUGUUGAGCUCCCCCCUCAGAUCCUAUCCUCAGACGGCGUCGUGUACCGGAUCACGGAGGGCGGGACCAUCAAAAUGUCCUGCGAGACUUUUGGCUCGCCGCGCCCUCAUGUCAAAUGGGAAGGGGAGGACUGGGCCCCCUUGCUGUCAGACCCCCGUGUUUCCCUGUUGACCAACGGGACCCUGGAGUUGUCUGACGUGGGUCCCGGUGACAGCGGCAUGUACACGUGCUUGAUCAAAAACACCAACAUCUCCAUCAACGCUCACCUCGAAGUGUUCAAUAAGACAAGGAUUGUGACCGGCCCGCAGAACGUGCGUGCGCUCCGAGGCGGGAAGGCGUUGCUGGACUGCUAUUUUCGAAAAGAUCCCCGACUGCCGCGUUACCAAAUCAUCUGGAGGAAAGACGGACAAAAACUGCAGGAAUCAUCACCGGAUGACAAGUACACUAUAUUUGCAAAUGGCACAUUGAAGGUAACCGAUGUCCAAUCAAAAGACAAUGCGGCAUAUUCCUGCGAGGUUAUCACGGAACUUGACCAGGUGACGGCCAUCGGCUCCAUCACAGUCGUGGCUCGUCCAGACCCUCCUCUGGAUGUGACCCUGUCUGAUGUGAAAGACGACACUUUGACUCUUAGCUGGAUCCCGGGUCGCUCGCACAACAGUCCCAUCACAGAGUUCAUUGUGGAAGCGAAGGAGGAGCAGCAUUCGCGAAGACACGACGGCGACACCUGGAGGUGGGAGGCACUCAAGCGGGUGCCCGCCGACUUCAAUCACCUGCAGCUCAGCCUCCACCCUUUCUGCACUUACGCUUUCCGCGUCGUUGCUGUCAACCAGCUUGGCCCCAGCGAGCCCAGCCAGCCCACCCCUCUCCACAGCACACCCCCAGCAGUACCACACAACAACCCCACUGGUGUUCGCAGUGAAUCCUCCGAUUCUGGAACACUGGCUAUUACGUGGGACGAGAUGCCCAGGCGAUCACAUAACGGUCAGGACUUCCAGUACAAGGUGUUAUGGAGGAAGGCAGGGGGCAAGACUGAGCGCUGGAACCACGGUUAUGCGAAGUCUCCGCCCUUCUCAGUCAACAACACAGGGACGUAUGUGCCUUUUGAGAUCAAAGUCCAAGCCGUCAAUGCACUGGGAGAAGGUCCUGCUCCGGAGGCCGAGAUCGGACACUCAGGCGAAGAUGUUCCCGAGGAGUUUCCCAGUGACGUGGCAGUUCGGGUGAUGAACCGCACAGUCCGCGUGAGGUGGAAUGAAGCCCAGAAUGUCCGUGGUCUUCUUCUCGGCUACAAGAUCUACAUCAAGAGACUGGGUGCAAAGAUGGGACGAGCCCGGCGGUCCCCUGGGGAAGUGCGCCACCUCCUGGAAGGAAAGGAGGAUGACGGAAUAUUGGAGCGAGCGAAAGAAGAUGACAAGGUGGUGGAGGUCAAAGGCAGGAAAACCACUGCGGAAGUGACGGGUCUGCAGCUCUUCUCCCGCUACACCGUUUCCGUGACUGCUUUUAACAGUAAAGGAGAGAGCCCUGCUUCCCCAGCUGUCCACUUCAGCACCCCAGAAGGAGUGCCUGGCCCUCCAGCAUCGCUGCUCUUUGAGAGCCCCACUGAGAACUCAAUGCUUCUCUACUGGACCCCGCCACUCCAAACGAAUGGAAUUCUCCUGGGAUACAUGGUGCAGUACCAACAAGAGGUGAAGAGCCGAGACAGUCCGGUGCGGAUGGAAAUCAUCGGCGAUCCCAGCGUGACCCACCUUAUGCUGGAUUCUCUGGAUCCCCGCAGCUACUACACCUUCCAGGUGAUCGCUCGCACCGCCGCCGGGGAUGGGCAGCCCAUCACCAGGAGGAAUGCGACCCUUUUUGACGGAGUUCCUCCAACAAACAUCACCGUCAUGCCUGACAAGACGUCAUUCAACCUGAGCUGGGUGCCUGGAGAACGAGAGAGGAACCAUGGCUUCCAUAUUGAUUUCCUUAAAAAGAGUGCUGGGGGGCAGUGGGAAGAGUCGGAAAUAGUGAACACGUCGCAGGGCUUCUACUCACUGACAGGUCUUCAGCCAGGAACUGAAUACCACCUUGUUGUUAUGCAUGGGAACUCUACUCAGUGGGAAUCUGCAAGUUGGACCUUAGGACCAGGGCCAUCGGAGGUUAGCGGUGGCUUUGCCACUCAGGGCUGGCUGAUAGGGCUCAUCAGUGCCAUCGUGCUGCUUAUCUUGAUCCUGAUCAUCCUGUGUCUGGUCAAGCGCAGGAAAGGUGGCAAAUACGCAGUGAAGGAUAAGGAAGACAAAGAGGUCGACUCAGAAGCGCGGCCUAUGAAGGACGAAACCUUCGGAGAGUACAGAUCUUUGGAGAGCGACACAGACGAGAAGCGUUCAGAAAGCCAGCCGUCGCUUUGUGGCGACAGUAAGCUAGGCAGCGACGACUCUCUGGCUGAGUAUGGCGACAGCGUGGACAUCCAAUUCAACGAGGACGGCUCCUUCAUCGGCCAAUACAGCGGACGCGCUCCAGCCCCUGCUGGUCAUGAGAGCUCCGGCCCCGCCUCCCCGGACAACACGGCUCCGCCUCCUCCCAUCGCACCAUCAAUGUCGAGCAUCCUCAACCAACCCAGCUAAACACACAUUCACACACACCCACUGUCUGAAUACAUUCCAUACAUUUAUGCAGAGAGGAUGUUUACACCGUUUUUCGCCUUUUCAAUGCCACGUUUACACUCACACACACACACACACACACACACACACACACACACACACACACACACACACACACACACACACACUUACUUAAUGCUUUCUGUGGUACUUUUUUCUCUGGUCAACAUUUAUCCCCCCCCAAAAAAGUGGCUCUUUGCGAUGUGGAUUCGUAGACGGCACAGCUGUGCUCAAGCGCAAAACUAGUGUAUUCUGAUUUUCAUGUCAAGCCUCGAUGCGCUUGUUUCGGAAUUUGCUACAUUUCUCUGCGCCGUGCUGGGUGUUACGGCGUACUUUGGGUGUCAUUGGAUAUGCCCCCAGCACACCUGACAAUUUGGUGGUUCAAAACCACCUGAAAUAUCCGUCUGCUGGAACCGCGUCAAAGUAUUGGCGCAGAGGAUGUAAUGCAAUUUGGCUGAAUUUAAUCAACGUGCAGGCAGAUCCAUGGAUGUGCGUGGUGGAAGUCAUCCUAUUCCAUUCAGAAAUAUGACAACUGCAGACACGUUGAACCCUCUGAAUCAUUGCAGAAAUCAGUUCAUAGCAUUGAUUACAAUUAGUGUUGUCUUUAUUAUAUAUCUUUAAAAUCCUCCCAUUGGCUGCACUGUUUUUUUACCUUUUACAUUAGCAGUGCUUAAGUUUUUUUUUUUUUGCACUUGUAUAAAAUAUUAGCUACGCUAGCUCAUCUGUUGAGAUUAAUAGAAAUAGGUGAUUGUUUAAUUUCAAAUUUGUUGUGUGGACCGACACUCCUGAGUCACAACUUUUUGUAUACAACACAUUAAAAAGUCACAUUAACCUGUCGCAUUGAAGAUACAUUUCCAGCCUGACACUAAUUCCACCGAGAUGUGCACGUUUUCUUUUCCUCCAAACAAGGUGGGCAAUGGUGGGCGACGUUGGAGUCACAUGACCAAAACGUGACAUUUGUGUGUGCUAGAAAGCGGCCAUUUUGAAACACUUGGUCUGCAUGUGUCUUUGCGUGUCCAUUACGUGUCUCUGCGCUGCACGUUGCUUUUCCAUUUGUGCACUCUAUCAUCAUUAUCCAUCCGACCAGGCGGAAACGUCUGAAUGUUGUUUUGCAUUGAGAGGAGAAACUCUGCCUUAUGAGAGUCCUACCGAGCCUCCUCUUAUCACUCCCUGACCACCCCCCCCCCACACACACACACACACACACACGAUUGGUGGCCCAGGAAACAGCAUGGGUCCUGUGUAGCAAACCUCACAUGGAGGAUCAUCCAUUGAUUAUUGCUCUCUGAAUGUAAAUACCGCGUUAAGAUUGUCCUUUUUGUCAUGGCUUUUUUUCUUCUUUUUUUUUCUUUUUUCUUUUUUGCUCUUUGAUAUAAUGAUCUUGUAUCAUAUAACUCUGCUGUCGAUUUAACACUGGAUGCUAAGAUAACAUUUGACAUCGAGCCAUUUGGUCAUUUGUGAUGAGUUUAGGGGUGAAGAUCAAGGUUAUGGUUUGAGGUUAGGAUUAGGGUUAGUGUUCAGGGUUUACGGUUGGAUUUGCCAGGCUGAUUUUUUUUUUGGUUGCUGAAACCGCUCAUACCGAUGUUCAUUCAGUGUGUGACCGCAGCACAGAGCUUUCCUUGUGUCACAUUUGUAGAUGAGACACAUUUCCUGCAGAUCAUAGUUGUAGCACUUUUUUCCCCACUUUCAAUUAUUUUGUUUGUUUGCUUUUUUAGCACUUUUAGCCACAAAGCGAAUGGUGACGAUGACAAGGAAGAGGCUCUCUUGAAUAUGGGGACAUUUAUGAUGCUUAUUUUGUUGCCUCGUACUGGACCAACGCACAUUUAUAUGAGUCACAAGAAAACAAUUUAUAAGAAAAGACCAAAAACUAGACAACGCCAGUAAUAUUUCCAAGACAAGUGACGAGAGGGUUUUUCCUGGCUGGUGGUGUUACCAUCCUGACCAUGCACCAUGACAUGCAUGUGUUCUGUAAAUUCAGCGGACUCACUUUCUUUUAUAGGAAACAUACUUUAAGGUUAGAGUUCCAAUAAGAAUAUGACUACUAUCAUGUUAAAGCAUACAUUCAUUAAAACUUGCAUAGCAGAAUGAUGGACUCGUAGCUUGUGUGAUGGGGCCACUUUUGCUUGAGAACCAUCGAUUAUUUUGAAGCAGCCUUCAAAAUGUCUGUGGUCCAUGUCCACCUGUGUUGCAUUAGCUCGCUGCAGUGUCCUCCCCCGCAAAAAUCUUAAACUGUCAAAACUACAUAAUUUUAGUUUUUAUGACUUUAUUAGUUGUGUCUUCUUAGGUACGACCAUCUUUAAAAUACUUCUCUUCUGCUGUUUUGUGAAUGGUCGUCACCUCGUGUCAUUUUAAUGUGUCCAGCCUGUAUGGCAAUCUGAAGGGAGGCAGUAAUUGCUUGUUGUGUUAGGGUGCAGUGCUUUUGGCAUAAAUAACAGUGCAUGUCUGAACUCAGUACCUGGGCCAGGUAAAUUCAUUUAGCCAUUGCUUGUCAAAGCCACUAGCUUGUGUGUGGGGUUUUUUUUUUGACGAUAUGGGGAGAGGGAUAAAAAAAAAAAAUAGUGUUUCAAUCACAUACACAUUGACUUUGCUUGUUAUGCUCCUGAGUGGAGACGGAUUUACGUUGCCUCGUCUCGCCGACUCGUCCCGUCCUGCAUUCCUCCCGUCUCUAUCAAUCACCAGUGUUUCAGAUCAAAUUUCAACAUUUUGUCACCACCAUAAAUUAUUACAUUUUAACUGCCCGUUGCGUUAAUUUCUCUGCACUGAACUCGGCGAACAACCUCAUGGGUGGCUGAUUUUUCCUGCCAUAUAACAACGCUAAAAAUCUUAAAUGUUACUUUGAAAAGAAGGAAACUUUUAUUUUAAUAAACACGACAUGCCUUGAUGCAAAAAACAGAAAAUAUUUACCUGUUUGAGAAAUCCGCUGUGGAAAUCAGGACGCCGAUAGGACUGACUACUGCAUUGAAAAAAGGGUGGGGGAUAAGUUCAACCCUGAUGUUAUUAGGCCCAAACAAAAUAUCCCAAACACAUGCAAGAAAAUAUUUUGCAAAACCAUGGUUAAAGUUUUUGUCCAAAAGGUUUGUUUGGCGCAAAGCUGGCAGCAUAAUGCCAAGGCAUUAUGAACAAUUCGAAAUAGUCUGUGUUAGCGCAAACCCUUCAGGUUUCUGCUACAAAGUCAUGAAAAAAGAAAAAAAAGGCAGGACAUGCCGACAAGAAUAGCUGUAGUGAACCACAUUAGAUUAGUCAUUGAUUUUUACUCCCCGUCUCGAAAAGAUUUAAAAAAAUAAUUUCAAUUGACUUGUGCAGCAUAUAGGUCAAUGAUGGGUAAAGUUUUGAAAUAAUUUGGGGGAAUCAUUUCUUUAUAUCACAAAGAUUGAUGGAAGUGAAAAAAACCUGGAAUGAUUUUUAGAUCCACGGUGACUUCAGAAAGAGUAUCAAUAUACAAGCAUUUAUAAUGACAGUAAGCCAAUUUUUAAAAACUAAUUUUAAGCAGUAGGUCAAUUUUUGAUCAUGAAAAAACGGUUACAGAAUAUGUCACGUGUCAAACUCUGGAAACCACCGGCUUUAAUUGGUGAAGCAGGAUAUUUCAAACAAAUGUUUUUUGUUAACAAACAUUUUUUUAAUAAAUAGCUUGCCUGAAUAUCUGGGUGCCAUUCUUUUUGCUUGACAUGCAAGAUUACAAAAGAUUAUCAGAGAAUGUGCUGACGGUUACAUAAAAAUGUGGUACUUCAUUACAUAAUAAUGAAAUGAUAAUUUUUACAUUCAUCUAAACAAGUGAGUUGACAGGACUGCUUGAUUGGAAAAAAAAAUGAAUGUGGAUAUGUGCUCUUGUGGAAGUGACUCUGCUUUAAUCAUCAUUUGGCAGUCCACUUGUCAGCUAUGUCACUAAAGCGUGAGCAACUACCCUUCAUGCAUUUCUCAAAUCACUCGAACAUCUCUUUGUUGGUCAUCUGCUCUGACACAGUAUGUCUGCCUCCUUUUAUAUGCAUAAUAUGAAUACAUAUACAAUAUAUGAACCUGAAAACAAUAGAAAAUAUGGAGAAAAAGCCCCAGAUUGAGGUAAAUAACACCUACUAACAAUACAGCAGAUGAGAAAAUGGCGGAACGGUCGCAUGGCGUCACUCUCAAUGCUUGAUAAUGAUAAUGAUGAUGAAAAUGAUGAUGAUGAAGAGGAUGAUGAAAGGGCAGGGCUGUCCUGCACGAAUGAAGUGUGCUGAUAUUGUAGCUGCUUGUUGAAUUGUGCGCUGUGCUCAAACUAGCUAACUAAUCCCUGUCUGUCAACUAAUAAACAUCAACUAGCAUAAUCA